This is a messenger RNA of Moneuplotes crassus, 1278 nucleotides long. The record is from the annotation of a GenBank genome assembly. NCBI's taxonomy places the organism in Eukaryota, Ciliophora, Spirotrichea, Euplotida, Euplotidae.
CCUGCAUAUGUCAGAAAGCGCAGUUGACUACAAAAUGAAGAGUGAUCUCUUCGCUUUUGAAGAAUUAAAGGAAGACCCUAAUUUUAAGGUCAGGAGACUUGGUGAUGCCAUCUAUAUGGGCACUAUGGACGGAGAUAAAAGGAACGGCAGAGGAAUUAUGAGGUAUAAGAACAGGCUCUACGAAGGCGAGUGGAAGGACGAUCUUAGAGAUGGCGAAGGCUUUGAAGUCUAUAAAAAUAACAACUAUUAUAUCGGAGGAUUUCUUCAAGGGAAAGCUCAUGGAAAGGGUAUCUAUAAAUGGGCCACAGGAGAAGUCUAUGAUGGAGAAUGGGAAGCUGGUACAAAGCAAGGCUAUGGAAUCUGGAAAGGGAAAAAUGGCGAUUCCUACAUCGGAGAAUGGAAAAACUCCAAAGCGCACGGCUACGGUGUCCACACUUGGUCCUCUGGUGAUAAGUAUGAAGGAGAAUGGAAAGAGUGACUCAAAUUUGGGCAAGGAACAGACUUUUUCGCUAAUGGAGAUGUAUUCAGUGGAUCAUACUUCAAUGGGAAACCUUUCGGCAAAGGCAAGUAUGUAUGGGCCAAUGGAAGUACUUAUAUUGGAGACUUCAAGAAUGGCCUAAAGCACGGAAAAGGCCGCUGGCAAAAAGAGGAAGGGGACCAAAUCUCAGUGUAUGAAGGAGAAUACGUUAAUGAUAAGAAAGAAGGCUUUGGUGUUUUCCGAUGGGCAACAGGCAAUGUCUAUGAAGGAAAUUUCAAGGCAGAUGAAAGAGAUGGACAUGGUAAAAUGACCUGGAAUGAUCGAACUUGCUAUGAAGGUGACUGGUUUAGAGGAAUUCAGCAUGGUUACGGCAAGAUCGUAUACCCUGAUGGUUCUUCCAAGGAAGGAUACUUCGAGAAUAAUGUUUAUAUUGGAAAAAUGAAGGAAGAUGCUGGGAAUUUCACUCCUCUAGAUCCAGAGAAAAUAUAUCCCAUAAGCAGUAAACAAAAUAACACCAAAAGCUCACCUAAUCUCGGCUUGGUAGUUGAGCAAGAAAAAGAGAGAGAUAGAAUUAAAGAUGUAAUUAAAUAAGAGCAGACCACAAGGGUUAGAGAAGACUAAGAAAACAAGAGGCUCCAAAUCCCCAUCUCUUUUCAGAAAUUCCACAUCUCAAUUAAAAUCCAAAAAGGCUAGUCCAACUCCUAAGGCUAAUAGGACAGCCAGCAAGUUCUUCAACAAGCGAGGAGGAUCCAAGAAACGAAAAGUGCUGAAAAAUAAAUUAUUUUAGAAAUUAAUAGUUG